Dermatophagoides pteronyssinus (European house dust mite) is the source of this 1735-nucleotide messenger RNA. RefSeq names its product fatty acyl-CoA hydrolase precursor, medium chain-like. The record is from RefSeq and is a predicted model, not a curated record. Gene Ontology annotation, molecular function: acetylcholinesterase activity. NCBI's taxonomy places the organism in Eukaryota, Metazoa, Arthropoda, Arachnida, Sarcoptiformes, Pyroglyphidae. Gene Ontology annotation, cellular component: plasma membrane. Gene Ontology annotation, biological process: choline metabolic process; acetylcholine catabolic process.
UUGUUUUGGUUUUGUUUUUGUUUAAAUUCAAAAUGAACCGGUAUUCAAUAAUCGUACUUUUUCUCAAUUUUUGUCUCAUUAGUUCAUUUGCAGCUGAUGAAGAAUUUGCACCAAUCAUUAAUCUUCGCCAUGGCAAAGUUCGUGGAUUGGUUCGUACUAUAGUUGAAGGUGAUCAAAAAACAAAAAUCCAUUUUUAUCAAGGGUUUCGUUAUGGAUAUGCGAAUCGUUUUGAAAAACCAAUGAUGGUAACAUCAUGGCCUGGUGGCAUUUACAAUGCAACAAAAGAAGGCAAUUCAUGUAUACAAUUCGGACAGCCAUUUGUUGAAAAACCAACACAUGAAAGUGAAGAUUGUUUAUUCUUGAAUGUUUAUAAACCCGUUACGAAUGAUAAGAAAUUAUUGCCAGUAAUGGUUUGGAUUUAUGGUGGAGGUUUUCAAGAAGGUUCAAUAUUUUUUUCCAUGUAUGACUCUGCUCAUCUUGCAUCAUAUGGUGAGGUUAUUGUUGUUUCCAUUAACUAUCGUCUAGGACCAUUUGGAUUUUUAUACGGAGGCGACAAUAAUGCUCCAGGAAAUCUCGGUUUUCAUGACCAGCUUCUAGGUUUGAAAUGGAUUCAAGAAAAUAUUGAAAAUUUUGGUGGCGAUCCUAAAAGUGUGACAAUUUUUGGCGAAUCUGCUGGAUCCAUUUCCGUAUCAGCAUUAAUUCAAGCACCAUUAGCUGAAGGUUUAUUUCAUCGAGCUAUAAUGCAAUCUGGUGCAGUAAUAUCAACUUUAUUCGAUAAUAAAGAUGUCGCCUUAAGAAAAACAAUGAAAUUUGCUGUACAGUUGAAUUGUGAUAUACAAGAUAAUGAACAAAUGGUUGCCUGUUUGAAAACAAAAUCUAUCGAAGAGAUCAAAAAAGUUGUAAUGAAUGGUUCCGAUAAUGUAUUGUCUGGAAAGUUAUUCUCUCCAAUGUAUGGUGAUGAAAUUUUACCAAUUAAGGCAAUUCUUUACGAAAAUUAUCAUAACCGUGUUGACUUGAUUUACGGUGCCACUCAUGAUGAAGGAAGUCUUUUUAUUAUAUUAUAUCAUCCAGAAUUGAUGAAUGAUAAAAAUACUUUCACGAUGGAAAAAGUUCAUGAAAUGAUAUCAAGCCUGAUGAGUCAAAUAAAUGCUGAAAAAUCAAAUGAAGUUAUUGAUUAUUACACAAAAACCUUGAAUGCAUCGAAUAUCAAUGAAGUCCGAAAAGUUAUAGGUAGAAUCAUUGGAGAAUCGAUGUUGUUAUGUCCAACAAUGUUAUUUGGCCAAAGAAUGGCUCGUGAUUAUGGAACAUCAAACAAAUUCUAUUCCUAUCGUUUGGAUAAACGAUCAGCUGCUGCUGGUAAAUUUGGAUGUAUAUUCGAAUGGAUGGGUGUAUGUCAUGGACAAGAUGUAGCAUACGUAUUCGAUAAUCCAGCCAUAAAAAGCUCUCCUGAAGAUUUGAAAUUAAGUCAUGAAAUGAUGAAAGCAUGGACUAAUUUUGCUAAAACCGGCAAACCAGAUAAAGUCGGAUCAAUUGAAUGGCAACAAGUAUACGAAAAUGGACAUAAAGACUUGGCAUCAGUCAUGUUGUUAAAUGUUGAAAAUAGAAUGGACAAAGGAACUUUUAAAGAAUUAUGUGGAUUCUGGGAAAAUAUAUAUUCCUAAAAUAUUUGAUUAUUUUUUCCCAAGAUGGCAGUUCAAAAUUUGAAAAUAAAAAUUAUCUGCAUUUGAAAUUCUAA